GUGGAAUGAGAGCAGGUAUUGUGGUCGCUGUCACUUGUCUCUAUCCAUGAAGACAUGAGGAUGAAAGGCAACAGUCCAAUCACAGAAUCUCUCGCCAGCCGCCCAGACACGGCCAUCCACGCCACGCUACCAGGAAAACUUGCUCAAAAAGAGGGUCUCUUCCCCUUUGCAGCAGUUGGUUUCACUCUCGCUUUUGGACGGCAGAGGUGGGAUGAUCGUGCCGCUCCUGGAAAGUGUGUUGGGUGAAUAUCAAACAAAACCCUCGCCUUGUUGCACUUUACACAAUAUCAUUGUUUGAGUCGCUUCCUCCACCGUCAACUGGCAGAGUGACAAGGCAUUACCCUCACAGACACUGACACACCUCCGUGUGAAGUUCUCUCCUUAUCGUCGUCUCUCCAAACCAAACAUGGACAUGGGGACAAGCUCAAUGUCGAUGGCCAGCACGGGCACCAUGACAGCCUCUGCCGCCGCCGCGUCCACCUCUGCCGCCGAUAUGGGAGGCAUGGGCAUGGGCGGCAACUCGUGCAAAAUUUCCAUGACGUGGAACUGGUACACUGUGGGAGCUUGCUUCAUCUCCAAGGACUGGCAAAUCACCUCCGGUGGCAUGUUUGCAGGCUCCUGCAUCGGUGUCAUCUGCCUGGUCAUCUCUCUCGAGUUCCUCCGCAGACUUGGCCGUGAGUAUGAUGCCUGGAUUGCAAGACAUGAUCGCAAGGCUCUUUCCGCCGCCGCAGCCGCCGCUCGAUCGCACCCCGAAGACAGUUCAUCCUCGAACCACGAAUCUGGGAAUGGCAAGCAACCCUCACCCAGCUCGCAGCUAGUUGGCCCUGCCGUGUUCCACCGCCCGCGAGUCUCCCGCUUGACACUCCUGCAACGUCAGGUGAUCCGAUCUCUGAUACACAUGGUCCAAUUCGGCGUCGCAUAUUUCAUCAUGUUGUUGGCCAUGUAUUACAACGGCUACAUUAUCAUCUGCAUCAUCAUCGGGGCUUUUCUGGGAGCAUUCAUUUUCAGUUGGGACCAACUCUUGAACGAGGCCAACAGAAAACCCGAACCUGCUGAUACUACCGGUUGUUGUGGCUGAAAAGCCAAAGAGGGCAGGACAGCGGAGGGUGGGAUGAAGCGGCAUAGGCUGCGAAAAAUUCAGGGUACAUGAUGAUGGUCAUUCGGAUAACAGUACAACGGAGACUGUUAUCAUGGACGUGUUAGAUACGCAGAACGGCUCGAGAGAGGCCACGAAUCACAGUUCUCAUCUCUUAAAGAAUCUGGAGCGUAGAAAGGGUUGACUGUUGGACCGUGUAAAGUCGGCGCCCACGCAAACACCAUGUCACCAACGAGCACACAUGAGGAUUUGUAGGAGUACACCACCGUUCAAGCUCGCGAAAGAUUCAGAUGCGCAAGUUCCAAGGAAGGCUGAAGCAUGCCAGGGCCCCGGUGGAUUAGUUGACCUAUACCCAUUGCCCAAGAGUGACCAAUCCAAUCCAACCCACGAAACUUUCGGUUGCUGGCCUUCAGCUACCAGGCCC
This is a messenger RNA of Cladophialophora immunda, 1520 nucleotides long. RefSeq lists its product as uncharacterized. The record is from RefSeq and is a predicted model, not a curated record. NCBI's taxonomy places the organism in Eukaryota, Fungi, Ascomycota, Eurotiomycetes, Chaetothyriales, Herpotrichiellaceae. Gene Ontology annotation, cellular component: membrane. Gene Ontology annotation, molecular function: copper ion transmembrane transporter activity. The coding region runs from base 407 to 1078 and encodes 223 amino acids. The transcript has 4 exons. Gene Ontology annotation, biological process: copper ion transmembrane transport.